Oreochromis niloticus (Nile tilapia) is the source of this 1103-nucleotide messenger RNA. RefSeq lists its product as uncharacterized. The record is from RefSeq and is a predicted model, not a curated record. The coding region runs from base 28 to 1056 and encodes 342 amino acids. NCBI's taxonomy places the organism in Eukaryota, Metazoa, Chordata, Actinopteri, Cichliformes, Cichlidae. The transcript is spliced from 6 exons. Gene Ontology annotation, biological process: response to bacterium.
CUUGCCUCCUUCACUCACUGAAAGACCAUGUUCUCAACAACGAGCAGUGUCAUGAUGAUGGUGCUAUGGAUUACUUUGCUCUUUCUUCAUCAAGGAUAUUCUCUGGUUCCAAUGAAAAUCGUUCAGCUUGGUGAACCAGUAACGUUAACAUGUGCUUUACCCAGCAAUAAAGAGCUCAGCACUUUGGAAGUCCACUGGUACAAGCAGCGUAUCGGGGAUGAGCUUAAAUUGAUUUCAACACUGUAUGGAACUACACCACCUCAGUAUGGUCCAAAAAUAAUUAGAUCACGAUAUAACGCAUGUAAUAAAAAGACUUUUAGCAAUCUGACCAUUUUGAAGACAGUCCAAGAGGAUGAAGGAAUCUAUCACUGUGGAAUCAUUGAAUGGCUUAAUCCUGAAUGGAGUGGGACAUAUUUGUUAGUAAAAGGAAACACUCAGAGGGCAUCAAACUAUACUGUUGUUCAGUGGCCAGCUGUAUCAGAUCCAGUCAAUCCAGCAGACACAACAGCUCUCCAGUGUUCAGUUUUCUCUGACUCUGACAACAACACAUAUGCAGGGGAUCAUGAUGUGUUCUGGUUCAGAGCUGGUUCAGACAAAUCUCAUCCUAGCAUCAUCUACACUGGCAGAAAGAGAAGUAAUGAAUGUGAAAAACCAUCUGACCUUCAGAAUAGAUGUGUUUAUCGCUUCUCUAAGAACAUUAACUCCUCUGAUGAAGGGACUUACUAUUGUGCUGUGGCCACAUGUGGGGAGAUAUUAUUUGGAAAUGGAACGGAUCUGAAACCUGUGCAAAAAACACAGUCGGCAUUUAUUCAACUGGCCUUAAUAAUAGUGGGUUUGGUCAUUUCUGUCACUGGAAAUGUUUUCCUCAUCUGCAACCGAAGAGUACAAAAUAAAGAAAAUGCUAUAUCGGAAGACCAAAUUGACACCUCACACCAACCAGCUGAAACUGAUGGCCAUGUAAGCUAUGUUGCACUGAACUUCAGUGAAAGAAAAACGAGAAGCACAAGGAAGAGAGACUUUGCUGAGGACAGUGUCUACUCUCAAGUUAAAUCCUGAUUUCAAUACCAAAGUUGAGUUUUGUGUGUUUUGUUCUGUAUUUCUUG